This is a messenger RNA of Hipposideros armiger (great roundleaf bat), 7099 nucleotides long. It is a transcript of the gene ATAD5, whose product is annotated as ATPase family AAA domain containing 5. The record is from RefSeq and is a predicted model, not a curated record. The transcript is spliced from 23 exons. Gene Ontology annotation, molecular function: ATP binding; DNA clamp unloader activity; DNA binding. NCBI's taxonomy places the organism in Eukaryota, Metazoa, Chordata, Mammalia, Chiroptera, Hipposideridae. Gene Ontology annotation, cellular component: nucleus. The coding region runs from base 858 to 6371 and encodes 1837 amino acids.
ACUACUGGCACACUGCAGCUGAGGCGAUGAUCUUGGGCUCUUAGCUGCUCGCGAGGACGCAGUCCAUGGGAAGAGAUACCUCCUUAGCUCAAUUAAGACUAAAAAGCCGAAAUGUCGGACCCCGAAUGGACGUCUCUGGAGGUAGGACACUUGCCAAAAUAACAUUUUAUUCCGAGUGGAAGGAAUGUAAUCAAUUGUUAUUUCGUUCUGUAUUUUUCAAAUUUCCACUUUUAAAUAGGGUCCAGACUGAGGCAUCAAAAGUCUAGGGUUUUAAUUUUGUCACUAACGGACAUUAUAGUCAAAUCACGCCCUCUUCCGUGACACUGGGCGUGAGACAUUCGAACCCUCCAAAUCCCCGCUAAUUUUACGGUGCGACAAUUCCGCUUCCUGCAGUUUCGCCAAAGAUGUAUUUUGGCCCUCUCAGCUCACCGUCCGCGCAGCCUCCAGUGAUAAAUGUAAGCCCCGCCCCCUGCGCUCCGGACGGCGCGAAAACCCAAUUGACAAGAACUCCCGCCGAAGCCCGCGGGUCCGGUCUGCGUUCCGCCUGCUUUCCCCGUCGGGGUCCCAGUCCCGAGCGCUCAGCCUGACGUGCUGGACUCCGGGGCACCCUACACUCACCGGUCACGCCGAGGAUUCCCGCUGCCCGCGCUUUUUCACCGCUUCUUCCCGCGUUCGACUCGGCUGAGCUGGGCCCAAUCUCCGUGACCGCUCCCCGCGGGUGGGCGCGGGGGAGUCCGAGACGGAUCCCACUGCCCCGUUCCCCGCUCCUGCUGGAGCCGGGCACCUCCAUGGCCGCCAGCCAUGCCAGGCCGGGCCGUAAAAGGUCCUAGGAGCCGGGAUUCCGGGAAGCAGGGAGCAUGGUGGGGGUCCUUGCCAUGGCGGCGGCAGCUGCUCCCUCUCCGGUGAAGGACUACGAGAUUGAGGCAUGCAAAAAGCGAAGGAAAGAUGAUGACAGAUCUUCCUGCGAAACAAUUACAAAAUAUUUAUCACCAAUAGGGAAGACUGCAGACAGGGUUUUAUCUCCACCCAAAUCCAGUAAUAUUUUGGAUUAUUUUAGAAAGACUUCACUCACUAAUAAGAAGACUCAGUCAGCAAAAAAGUGCAAGAUAAAGUCACUUGCACCGUUGCCUGCUGACAGUAGCAAAGACUGUAAAAUACCUUUGGAAAUUGUCUCAAAUAUAGAGUUUAAGAAGAGAGGAAGGAGAGUUAAUUUAUCUUAUCAACUAAAUAAUUUUAAAAUUGAAAAUGAAUCUCCAAUUCAAAUUAGUAGUGAUGAUAGCAAAGAAGACUGUAGUUUAAAUAAUGACUUUGUGGAAAAUAGUACUUCUGUUUCACUCUGCAAGAAACAUGUAGAAGUACUUGCAGAAAGUAUUCAAGAUAUCAAAAACCAGUCAAGCACUAUGACUUCCAGAAAAAGUUCCAAGAAAGUAAAUCCUAAACAAGGGACCACAAAAAAUGAUUGUAAAAAAUUGAGAAAAAGGAAGCGCCGAGAUGUAAUAGAUUUAUGUGAAAGUUUACCCUUGGCAGAGGAGCUAAAUCUCCUUACAAAGGAUGUUAAAGACAGUAAACAGAUAAUACCUUCCCCAAUUAAUGAAAUUGAGAGUACCGCAAAUGAUGCAAGCUCUAGAGAUAAUAUAACUCAAACAGCCCAGUUAAAUGAUGGUACAAUAACUGUCCCGUAUGAGGAAUUUUUAAAAAGCCACAAGGAAAAUAAACUGGAACAGAUACCAGACUCUACAAUGUCAAUGUGCAUUCCUUUUGAAACUGUCAGAAGUGGUUGUAUAAGUGACGCAGAAACCUGUGAAAUUUCCCAACAAGUACUGUUUAAGACAGUUACUGUUCUUGCACAAGUUCACCCUAUUCCCCCCAAAAAGACAGGGAGAAUACCCUCAAUUUUCUUGAAACAAAAGCAGUUGGAAAUGGAAAGUAGUCUGUCUGAUCCUGAGAGUGAGACGACAGUUCAGAAAAGAAAAUCGAACGUUGUUAUACAGGAGGAAGAAUUAGAAUUGGCAGUGUUGGAAGCUGGCAAUUCUGAAGCUGUGAAACCAAAAUGCACUCUAGAAGAACGGCAGCAGUUUAUGAAAGCUUUUAGGCAGCCAGUAUCAGAUGCACUUAAAAAUGGAGUCAAAAAGCCUGAUAAGCAGAAAGAGCUCAAUGAAAAAUCUUUAAAUGAGGGAGGAAGAGACAAUAAUUCAAAAAAAAUCAUGGAAAAUCCUAAUAUUCAAAUGGUUUCAAAUAAUGGCAAUUCACAGUCACACAUGGAUACAGGAAGUUUUCCUAAGGAGAAAAGUAAAAACCUAAAGAAAAAGGAUAAAAUGUUAGGUACCGGUACUACUCCCAGUGAAACUAGAGAGGAAAAUACUCAAAAGAAAAACACUUUUUCCUUUAAAGAUAAACAAAAUAAAAAUAGGCUUAGAAUGAAUUUAAGACCAAAAAAUCCAGAAGUUUUCAAAAACAGUCCAUUAUGUAACAGCGAAAGUCAGCUUUGUGAAGAUAGAGCAAAUGAUGACCCUCUAAAGAUUUUUUCCUCUUUGUGUAACAAUGAGCGUUCAAGAAAAACGAGCACACCAGUUAAGGAUAAGGUUUUACAUUAUAAAGCUGACACUGAAGACAGCUUGGUAAAUGUUUUCACACCCAAAUCAACCAGAAGAUCUGCAAGAAGUAGCAGCACACCUACUACAAUAAUCACUAGAAGUACAGAUUCGGGAAAUGCACCAGAUGGUAGUCCAGUGAAAGUUUCCACCCCAAAAGCAGCCAACUUAGCAGAAAAGCAUAGCUUAUAUACAGCAGAAUUAAUAACAGUGUCCUCUGAUUCAGAGAGCCCUAUCAGAAUGAAAUUCACCAGAAUUAGUACUCCCAAAAAAUCUAAGAAGAAAUCUAAAAAAAGAUCCAAGAAAUCUGAAGCAACUGAUGGAGAUUUUGUCUCUCAAACUAGAAAGGCAAUCAAUACUUCAAAAAAGGUAACAAAAGCAAAACAAUUGAUUGAAAAUGCAAAAGCUUUACAUAUUAGUAGGUCAAAAGCUGCUAAAGAAACAGUGACACCAUUAAGGCGUUCAUCAAGACAUCAGUCUCUUCCUGAGAGGAAAAACAUGUCAGACACAGAAGACUCUGUAAUAAUAAUAGAUUCAAGUCCUACUUCUUUAAAGCAUCCUGAGACAAAUCAGAAGAAGCUUCAGUGUCUAAAUGAUGUGCUAGGAAAAAAACCUAACAAGACUCCUAAAAAUGUACCUGGAAAAAUGAAAGUUGCUCCUCUAUUUCUUACCAGAAAGGCUCAUAAAACAGCUGACCCUAUCCUUGGUUUUGAUGAAAGCAGUCAAGAUACAUCUGAAAGAUCUCAGGAUUGUGAUGUGCAACUUAAAGCAAAGCGUGACUUUCUAAUGAGUGGUCUGCCAGAUUUGUUGAAACGACAAAUUGCAAAGAAAGCUACUGCGUUAGACAUGUACAAUGCAGUGAGCGCCAGUUUCCAGAAAGUUGUUCAUGUGCAACAAAAAGAUGAUGGAUGCCAUUUGUGGCAUUUGAAACCACCCACAUGUUCUCUCUUAAGUAAACUUAAAGAACUGAGUACUAAAGUAAUAGAUCUCUCAAAAUGUGUUAUUGCUCUUGGUGAAUUUUCAACAUUGAAUUCAAAUUUGAAAAGUAAUAAUUCUGCUGUUGUGUUUAGGGGGAGAAGGAAAGAUUUUACAGAAGAAGUAAGAAAUCUUUUGCUAGAGGAAAUUAGAUGGUCAAAUCCUGAAUUUUCUUGGAGGAAAUAUUUUCCUUUGCUUCUAAAAAAACAAACAGAGCACCAGGUACCCUCUGAAUGUCGUCGUAAACCAGAAAGUGCACAGCUAGAGCCUGAUGUCAAGCAAAAAGAAACCAAAAGGAAACGAGUGGAAACCAAAAAUCAUAAGUCAAAAAGAAAGAAACUAAAUGAGUUUUCAGAAAGUCCAAAAAAGAUAAGUGGCCAACCAAAAGAACUUGACAAAAGAGACAAUUCCACUGGGAUAAAACUAGAGUCUUCCAAAGGUCUAUAUUCUAAAACAUCCAGGAAGAAACAGACCGCUUUAAGUGUAACAUGUAAAGAGGAAACAGAAGCAGUGGAAGAUUCUGGUAUUCUGAUAAUAGACGAUAACAAAGAAUCUACAUCAGAAAUAUCUUCUGUUUCUGAUUCUGGAACUGAAGACAUGCUUUGGACAGAAAAGUAUCAACCUCAGAACUCCAGUGAACUUGUAGGCAAUGAGCUAGCUAUAAAAAAAUUAUAUAGUUGGUUGAAAGACUGGAAAAAGAGAGCUGAGUUGGAAGAAAGACAAAAUUUGAAGGGAAAAAGAGAUGAGAAACAGGAAGAUCUGUCGGAUAGAAUAGACUUUAAAGGCAGUUCAGAUGAAGAGGAGACUCGCCUUUGCAAUACUGUUCUUAUAACAGGGCCUACGGGAGUGGGGAAAACCGCUGCUGUGUAUGCUUGUGCUCAGGAGCUUGGAUUUAAGAUAUUUGAAGUGAAUGCCUCUUCUCAGCGGAGUGGAAGGCAAAUUUUGUCCCAACUGAAGGAAGCUACUCAGUCCCAUCAAGUAGACAAGCAAGGUGUAAACUCACAAAAGCCUUGUUUUUUUAAUAGCUACAACAUAGGCAAGUCACCAAGACUCCAAGUUCAGCCUCCGCAACUCAGGAAAACCGCUCCUCACUGUGGCCUGGAAAUUCUCUCAAGGCAAUGGGUGGGGAAAUCCAAUCUGUAUGUUGGCCAGGAACAGAAACCAUCUGUUUUUCUUUUCAUGCUCAUGUUGUCGCAUGUUGAUGUCAUUUUUGAAGAAGAUGCUGGGUUUUUGAAUGCAAUCAAAACAUUCAUGGCAACAACUAAAAGACCUGUAAUCCUUACUACAAGUGAUCCUACAUUUAGUUUAAUGUUUGAUGGCUGCUUUGAAGAAAUUAAUUUCAAUACUCCUUCACUGCUAAAUGUUGCCAGCUACCUACAGAUGAUCUGCUUAACUGAAAAUUUUAGAACUGAUGUAAAAGACUUUGUAACAUUGUUAACUGCAAAUACUUGUGAUAUAAGGAAAAGUAUCCUUUACUUACAAUUCUGGAUUAGAAGUGGAGGUGGAGUUUUAGAAGAAAGGCCAUUAUCCCUUUGUCGCGGAAACAGCAGAAAUGUACAACUUGUUUGUUCUGAAGAUGGUUCUGACUCCAAAAAUAACCCUAAAAAUACUAAAAGGAAUCCUAUACACAUUCCCAAAUGUGACACUGGCUGUGUUGAGACCUUGUUUGGCCUUAAGAACAUUUUUUCCCCAUCUGAAGACUUGUUUUCAUUUUUAAAGCACAAAAUCAGAACAAAGGAAGAAUGGCAUAAGCUCAUCCAGCUUCUUACAGAAUUCCAAAUGCGGAAUGUAGAUUUCUUAUAUAGUAACCUUGAGUUCAUUCUACCGUUACCUGUUGAUAUCAUUCCGGAAACAGAAAAUCUUUGUGGUUCAUCAAUAAGUGUGGACACCAGUGCAGCAACAAAAAAUAUGAAAUGUCUUGCUAGGAAACAUUCUGAAGGAGAGAAGCCGUUGAAAAAGUCACAAAAAAAGAAACGUAAGAAAAAAAUGGUAAUUUUAGAUGACAGUGACUUAUUUGAUACUGGAUUGGACUUUACCGAUGAAUUUCUUUGCCUAUACCCUGCAUCUUCUUCCUCAAAUUUUGAAGAAAGCAAAGCCAAAGAAAGCAAUCCAGAGACAAAGAAACUAAACAAAGAAAUUAACAUUGAACCUAUUCCUCGUCCUAAAACACCAGCAGAAAAAAAAUGUUCAGCCCUCGUUUCUCACUGUCUGAAUUCUCUCACUGAGUUCAUGGAUAACAUGUCCUUCUUAGAUGCCCUUUUAACUGAUGUAAGGGAACAAAAGGAACUUGGUAGAAAUGACUUUAGUUGGACAAACGGAAAGGUUAAAAGUGGACUUUGUGAUGAAUUUAGUCUUGAGAGCCGUGAUGGAUGGACUUCUCAAAGCUCUGAAUUAAAGGCAGCUGUAGAAGCUCUCAGCUUUACUAAGUGUUCUUCUUCUAUUUCAAAAGCAUUGGAAACCUUGAAUUUUUGCAAGAAAUUAGGCAGAGAUCCAACAAAAGACCUUACUUUUUAUGUUUCACAAAAGCGCAACAAUGUGUACUUUAAUCAGUCAAUGGCUAAUUUAGACUGUGCUUGGAAGAGGAUAGCAGUCAUUGAAAGUGUAUUUUCUAACCGAUCUCUUUUGAACCUGGGUAAUAGACAAGCUAGUAUAAUUGAAUACUUGCCAACUCUUCGAAACAUUUGUAGGAUCGAGAAGCUAAAAGAACAAGGAAAAAGUAAAAGAAGGUUCCUGCACUAUCUUGAAGGGAUUCACCUUAACGUUUCAAAAGAGACCGUGAACACUUUGGCAGCUGGCUUCCCUUAACAUCCCACAUUAAUAAUGUCUUGUACAGAUUAUUGUGUGACCCUUACAUUUUCAUAUUGAUUUUCAUGGAGGAGUUUAUUUCUCGUAAUGUACAUUUAAGAUAGACUGUUUGUAUAUUUUUUAUCAGUGUGCAAAUAUUUAAAAUGGAAAAAAUUUUGAGUUACAAAUUGUAUUUAUGUGUGUUUUUUCUGAAUUUUUUAUAAGCUGAUUUAGCUUUGUUAGAGUGUUUUUGUAUGUGAGUGAGAUGUUUCUAGGAGGUAGAAUUCACUAAGAUGUUUCUAAAGAUGUUUCAAUGUGAAACCAAUCCAUAAUUUCCCCCUUUUCUGGUAUUUUUAAUCCACCUCUCCAAUCAAGUGUCAGUACUCUGUAAAGUUGUAAAUAUGAAUCUCCCACAUGAUAAUCUUUUUAAUAAGUUUUACAAUCCAGAAUACAAAAUUACAUAUAUAAUGCAUAAGAAAACUUCCUGAGAAAAAUCAUGCUUCAUUUUCCAAAAAGUUAGAUCUUCCUGAUAAAUGUAUUUUUAGUACACUCCAGCAUAUUUUACCAUUGAAUCAUUAAAUGUUGACGAAGUGAAAUCAAGAGUAUGAAUUGUAGUUUUCAUAAAUUUUUUUAUCAGCCAUACGUGUUAUCUUGUAUAUUUUGCCACCUCAAAUCAUUUGCCUUGUACAUUUUUCUUGUAUUUUUAUAUCAUUGAUGUUUUAUUUCAUAAAGGUAUUGAUGUUAAUAUA